Molecule: messenger RNA, 1266 nt
Organism: Symbiodinium necroappetens
Lineage: Eukaryota; Dinophyceae; Suessiales; Symbiodiniaceae
Source: the annotation of a GenBank genome assembly
AUGGCGGAAUAUGUGAGUUGGUUUUCCGACGAUAUCACCGGACUGACCGGUGACGCCGACGAGAUGGCUGAAAUGACCGCCGCCUGGGGCGUCUAUACUCGGAAAGUGCCGAUCGAUGGGGGCGGAUACAAUGUGGAUCAUACCGCAUCAGUGUUCAUGCUGGACAGGGAUGGCCGUUUUUUCGGGACGAUCGCCUACGAAGAAGACCGGGAGAUCGCCUUUACCAAGGUCAGAUUGGAGCGGCCGCAAAUGAAUGAAACCAAAGACAACACGCAAGGGAGCCACCGGCAGGACACCUGGAUAUGGCUGUUCGUUGCCUGGUUGCUUGCGCUGGCCGCAACGCUAGGCGCGAUAUUCAUCGGUGAGGUUAUGGGGCAGACACCCUGUGUCCUCUGCUGGUAUCAACGCAUCUUCAUGUUCCCCCUGACGUUCGUUCUGGGGCUGGCCUGCAUUGCGGUCGAGACGCGAGCCGCGAAAUACGGCUUGGUAUUGGCCGUGCCUGGCGGCCUUAUUGCAGGAUGGCAUGUCAUGCUGUUUUACGGCGUGAUUUCCGAAGCGAUAGCGCCGUGCACUCAAGGCGUUUCGUGUGCUGAUGCGGAGAUGACGAUAUCAGGAGAACUCAUGAACAGACGCGCAUUGGUCAUUGGAACGUCAGUCGUCGCGGUGGCGGCAAUGGCGGGUGGAACCUAUCUUUAUAACGUCAACAUGGCGAGGCAGGCCGUUAUGUUGGCCAAUGAGAACACCGACAUAUUGGUGCGGCCGACUUCUCCGUCAAUUGGCCCGGACGACGCGCGGGUGACGAUCGUCGAAUUUCUCGACCCCGCCUGUGAAGCCUGUCGCGCGUUCUAUCCGGUGGUGAAACAGAUUCUCGACGAAAAUCCCGAGGACGUAAGGCUUGUCGUACGCUACGCGCCCUUCCACGACGGCUCCGAGGAGGCCGUUGCGAUUCUGGAAGCGGCUCGCGUACAGGAUCUCUAUAUUCCCGUAAUGGAAGCGGUCUUUGCAAGCCAGCCUAUGUGGGCCGCCCAUGGAAACCCCAACAUGGCACUUGCCUGGUCGGCCGCCGAGGGAGCGGGGCUCGACCUGGAGCGGGCUCGCUCCGAAAUGCGCUCGCCGGCGAUUGUAGCCCUGAUCAAUCAAGAUAAGGCUGAUGUGGAGCAGCUCGAGAUCCAGCAAACCCCCACAUUUUACAUCAACGGCCAACCGUUGACCGAAUACGACUUCGAUCGGUUCGAUGAACAGGUUCACGAAGCGCUGGGCAAUUGA